AUAAAACCUCCCUCUUGUAAUUCCUUUUCUCCUCAUUAAUAAUUCGAUAGCAAAAAUGGGAAGCCUUGAUUCAAAUAACAGCACUCAAACUCAAUCCAAUGUCGCAAAAUUCAACCCACUUGACCCUGAAGAAUUCCGUACCCAAGCCCAUCAAAUGGUAGACUUCAUUGCUGAUUAUUACAAGAACAUUGAGAACUACCCGGUUUUAAGCCAAGUAGAACCUGGUUAUCUUCGUACCCAAUUACCCGAAAAUGCCCCUUAUCGCCCCGAAUCAUUUGACACCAUUAUGAAAGAUGUCACAAACCAUAUUGUCCCUGGUAUGACACAUUGGUUGAGCCCUAAUUUCUUUGCAUUUUUCCCAGCCACGGUUAGUUCCGCGGCUUUCGUGGGAGAAAUGCUAUGCAAUUGUUUCAACUCUGUCGGAUUUAAUUGGCUGGCUUCGCCAGCCAUGACGGAGUUGGAAAUGAUAGUCAUGGAUUGGCUAGCCAAUAUGUUGAAAUUACCAAAAACGUUCAUGUUUUCUGGCACCGGUGGUGGUGUAAUUCAAGGUACAACUAGUGAAGCUAUACUCACUACCUUAAUUGCAGCUCGUGACAAUAAGCUCGAAAAUCUAGGUACCGAUAAUAUUGGAAAACUCGUAGUUUAUGGUUCUGAUCAAACACAUUCUACGUAUACCAAGGCUUGCAAGCUGGCUGGUAUUUUCCCAUGCAAUAUUAGGGCAAUACCAACUUUUAUUGAAAGUGAUUUUGCUUUAUCUCCUGUGGUCCUACGUCGAGUUAUUGAAGCUGACGUGGCAGCUGGACUUGUCCCACUUUUCCUCUGUGCUACUGUAGGGACCACUUCAACCACAGCAGUUGACCCUAUAAGUCAACUAGCUGAGGUGGCUAAUGAAUUUGGCAUUUGGCUCCACGUGGACGCUGCUUAUGGUGGUAGUGCAUGCAUAUGUCCAGAGUUUAGACAAUAUCUUGAUGGUAUUGAACAUGCUAACUCGUUGAGUCUUAGCCCACAUAAGUGGUUAUUAAGUUACUUAGAUUGUUGUUGCAUGUGGGUGAGAGAGCCGAAUGUGCUAGUAAAAGCUUUAAGCACGAAUCCCGAGUAUUUACGAAAUAAACGUUCUGAAUAUGACUCAGUUGUGGAUUAUAAAGACUGGCAAGUUGGUACGGGUCGAAAGUUCAAGUCCAUCCGUUUAUGGCUCGUUAUGCGUAGUUAUGGCGUAGCCAAUUUACAAUGUCACAUUAGGUCCGAUGUUCGAAUGGCCAAAAUGUUUGAAGGGUUCGUUAAGUCUGACCCGAGGUUCGAGAUUGUUGUGCCUAGGCGGUUUUCCCUCGUGUGCUUCCGAUUCAACCCGGUUAAGGAAUCUGAACCGGCGUAUAUUGAGCUAUUAAACAAGAAGUUGCUUGAUUGUGUUAACUCAAGUGGACAAGUUUACAUGACACACACAAAAGCAGGUGGAAUAUACAUGUUAAGGUUUGCAGUAGGUGCCACGUUGACAGAGGAUAGACAUGUAAUUUCAGCUUGGAAGUUGAUUAAGGAGUCAGCUGAUGCUUUGUUGAAAAGAAGUUAUUAUGCUGAUUAGGAUCUUGUGUUAAAAGGAAAAAAAAAAAAAAAAAAAAGAGCUGAAGAGGAGGAGUAAAGAAAGAAAGACAAAUUAAAUAAAUGCUUGGAUUCUGUAAGAUAUGUUGGUGUAUAGGCAUUUGUGAUUGUUUUGUAAAUUUCGGACAAAGAAGUCAAAACAAUCUGCAGUUGUCUUAAUAUAUAUAUUUGAAUAAAGAUUGAUCUGUAAGCUCUUUGGUGGAAGAAAUUAUUUAUAAGCCCAUCGAGGGCGUGUAUUCUUGAGGAUCUUUUUCUGUACUCAGUAAUAAAAAAGCAUUGAUUAUCAGUU
Messenger RNA from Lycium barbarum (goji berry), 1882 nucleotides. Its product is annotated as tryptophan decarboxylase TDC1-like. The record is from RefSeq and is a predicted model, not a curated record. NCBI's taxonomy places the organism in Eukaryota, Viridiplantae, Streptophyta, Magnoliopsida, Solanales, Solanaceae. The transcript has a single exon. Bases 56 to 1576 code for a protein of 506 amino acids. Gene Ontology annotation, molecular function: pyridoxal phosphate binding; carboxy-lyase activity. Gene Ontology annotation, biological process: amino acid metabolic process.